GCUAACAGGAGAGCAAGUGAACCGCUGCUACCGAAACAACAACAAAAACAACAACAACAGAGCAAAACAAGCAAAACAAACGCAGACCUGGCUGCCCCCAUGCCUAUCGAAUUUGUUUGCAAAAUCAAAUUUGCAGAGGAGGAUGAGAAGCAGAAAGCCAAGCAGGACGGGGACACGGAGAGCCUGAUCGAGGAGAGUUGCGCGCGGCCGGUCAAGGACUUGGCCGGCUUCGCCAACUCCUGCUCUCUCCAUGGGAUUAACCACAUCUUUGUCUCGGGCCGCCUGGGCAUCCGUCAGACCCUGUGGGCGCUGGCCUUCGUGGCCUCCCUGGCGCUGUUCCUCUACCAGGCGGCCAAGUGUGCCAUCUCCUACCUGGAGCAUCCGCACGUCACGGCGCUGAAUGAGGAGGCCAGCCCCGAGAUGGUGUUCCCCGCCGUGACCAUCUGCAACAUCAACCGCUUCCGCUUCUCUGCGCUCACCGACGCCGACAUCUACCACCUGGCCAACCUGACGGGGCUGCCCCCCAAGAACAAGGACGGCCACCGGCCCACCGAUUUGGAGUAUCCUGCCCCGGACAUGCAGGACAUCUUUAACCGCACGGGCCACCAGCUCGAGGAGAUGCUGAUGAGCUGCAACUUCAGUGGGCAGAACUGCUCGGUGGAUGACUUCUCUGUGGUGUACACUAGAUACGGGAAGUGCUACACCUUCAACGGAAACAAGAACACGUCCCGGAAAACCAAACAGGGCGGCAUGGGCAACGGGCUGGAGGUUAUGCUGGAUAUCCAACAGGAUGAGUACCUGCCCAUCUGGAGAGAGACAAACGAGACAUCCCUGGAGGCCGGCAUCCGUGUUCAGAUCCACAGUCAGGACGAGCCUCCAUACAUCCACCAGCUGGGUUUCGGGGUCUCACCGGGAUUCCAGACCUUUGUUUCCUGUCAGGAGCAGAGGCUGACCUACCUGCCCCAGCCCUGGGGGAACUGCCGCUCCACCAGCGAGCAGAUGAUCCCGGGAUACGACAAGUACAGCGUCAGCGCCUGCCGGCUGCACUGCGAGACCCGCGAGGUGGUGCGGGAGUGCAACUGCCGGAUGGUGCACAUGCCAGGAACUGCAGAUAUCUGCCCGCCCAGUAAAAUCAAGUGUGUUGACAAAGCACUGGCCCUGCUCCAGAAAAGCACCGGGGACACGUGCCCCUGCGAGAUCCCCUGCAACCUGACCCGCUACGGUAAAGAGCUGUCCAUGGUCAAGAUCCCCAGCAAGGGCUCUGCGCGCUACCUCUCCAGGAAGUACGACAAGACAGAGGAUUACAUCAGGGACAACUUCCUGGUGCUGGAUAUAUUCUUCGAGGCUCUGAACUACGAAACAAUCGAGCAGAAGAAGGCGUACGACGUGGCAGGUUUAUUAGGUGACAUCGGUGGCCAGAUGGGUUUAUUCAUUGGGGCCAGCAUCCUGACAAUCUUGGAAAUACUGGAUUACAUCUAUGAGGUACGUCUGAUUUUAUUUUUCAAACAUUCUAUCAGUGUGCCACAACCGCUGGUGAUGAAGAGCAGACUGCAGCGUCUACUGAGGCCCCGGAAGGAGGAGAGCAAGAGCAAGAGCAAGCCCCAGACUACCACCGUGGCCACCGUGGGCCUGGAGGACAUGAAAGCGAAGGUACACGCGGAGGUAGAGUUGGUCUGUGGAGGCCUGUCCCUGCAGCAGCAGUGCCCUCAUUAA
This is a messenger RNA of Gadus chalcogrammus (walleye pollock), 1713 nucleotides long. It is a transcript of the gene asic4a, whose product is annotated as acid-sensing (proton-gated) ion channel family member 4a. The transcript has 10 exons. NCBI's taxonomy places the organism in Eukaryota, Metazoa, Chordata, Actinopteri, Gadiformes, Gadidae. Gene Ontology annotation, cellular component: membrane. Bases 100 to 1713 code for a protein of 537 amino acids. The record is from RefSeq and is a predicted model, not a curated record. Gene Ontology annotation, biological process: sodium ion transmembrane transport. Gene Ontology annotation, molecular function: ligand-gated sodium channel activity.